CGCAACCGCCCAGCCACACGGUCUUCCGCCUCCUCAGAGUCCGGAGAGACGUCGAAGAACCCAUGGAAAUGCCCGCACUGCCCAUUCAUCCAACACUCCCGUCGCUCCCCGGACUACAAGCGGCACGUCGCCACCCACGGGCAACCGGAAACACUUUGGACGUGUCGCGGUGUCCCCCUGCUGCGUGCGAACGAUCCGAAGCACACGCGGACGCCGGUGCCGUUGGAGGAGGUGUGGGCGGCGAGGGAGCGCGGGGAGGAGAUGGUGGGUGGGUGCGGGAAGACGUUCUCGAGGAAGGAUGCGUUUGCUCGGCACCUCAGAAACCCGCAUCUCUGGUGCGCAGGGAGGAGCCCGGUGGAGGGCUGGCACCAGGUUGACGGUGGAGAGGCUCAUUGA
Molecule: messenger RNA, 396 nt
Organism: Epithele typhae
Lineage: Eukaryota; Fungi; Basidiomycota; Agaricomycetes; Polyporales; Epitheliaceae
Exons: 1
Source: RefSeq, a predicted model, not a curated record